AUGGGUCCUCUUCCCAAAUCCCUACUUAAUCUUAGGCACCUUAGUACUCUAGAUUUAUCACAUAACAAGCUUAAUGGAACGUUGCCUUCUUGGUUGUUUACUCUUCCCUCACUAGAAACUAUCACUCUCUCCAACAACAUGUUCAAGGGGAGCUUACCAACAGAAUUUUUCAACCAUCAAUCAUUAAAGAUAUUAUCCCUUCAUGGAAAUCAAUUCGAUGGCAUGCUAGAUGUGCUUGAUCAAGGAUCCAUUCAUCAAACAUUUCUUCAACUCCUGAAUAUCACUUACCUUGACCUCUCAAAUAAUAAAUUUAGAGGUGUGUGGGAGUUAGAUACUUUGUUAUCAAGGCUCGGGACCCUUGAAUAUCUCUAUCUCUCAUAUAGUGGUUUAUCUGUUGUGCCCAAUAAUACCAGUCGCUAUGUCAAUCCUAAUUUUAAAGAAUUGGGGUUAGCAUCUUGCAAGAUAAAGGUGUUUCCAGAGUCCAUACGUGCCAUGAGAAAACUUCAAUAUUUAGAUCUAUCGAGAAAUGAAAUCGAUGGCCACAUUAAGGAGAUAGGAGGAAAUGAACUACUUUACUUGGAUCUCUCACAUAACAUCAUAACAGGGCCAUUCCCUCCAUCAAUUUGGAACAUGGACAAUCUACAAUAUUUGAAUCUGUCCAAUAAUCGCUUUAGUGGAGUGAUUAAAGCUAGAGAUAUUAACUUCUUUCCGUCAGUUAUAGAUAUGGGGAACAAUAGUUUUAAUGGCACCAUUCCACAUGUGUGUGGUGGAGAAUUAUGGGGGCUUAUUUUGAAUGGAAAUCAAUUUGAAGGUAAGGUGCCAAGUUGCUUUUCCAAAUGCCCAUACUUGGAGGUGCUUGAUCUGGGAAACAACCGCUUAACUGGUGCAUUCCCUGACCAGUUAGGACGUCUUCCAAAUCUGAAGGUCCUUGUCCUCAGAUCAAACAAGUUUCAUGGUCCCAUGGAAAGAAGCUCUUCUAUGAUCAAACACCCAUUUCCUAGUUUGAGUGUUCUUGACUUAUCUCAAAAUGAGUUUGGAGGCCAACUCCCUGGAAAAUAUUUUCAAAAAUUUGAUGCUAUGAAGAAUGUGGUCAAGGAUGGCGAGAAUACGUAUUUGAGUCUUUACGACUUUUACUCUAUCACUGUUGUAGUGAAAGGCCAGCAACUCUUUUUUGAGAAAAUUUCAGACGACUACACAAUUGUUGAUCUAUCUGGUAACAAAUUUGAAGGAGAGAUUCCAAACGAAAUAUGCACUCUUAACUCGUUGAUAGUGCUCAACUUAUCCAACAACCACCUCAAUGGUCAGAUCCCGCAGGCUAUAGGUAAUCUCUCUGAGAUUGAAUCAUUAGACCUAUCUCGGAACCAACUAUCCGGAAAGAUUCCUCAAAGUCUUGCAGACAUCACGAGUCUUGAAGUCUUAAAUCUCUCGCAGAACCUUCUGGUGGGACGUAUUCCUGGUGGAACACAGUUGAGUACAUUCAACACUUCAUUCGAAGGGAAUCCGGGACUAUGUGGGUUUCCGCUGCCCAAGGAGUGUGAACAUGCAAGUGCCCCACAGCUUGAAGUUGAUGGAGAAGAAGAGAGUGUAUUUACAUGGAAAGUGGUGAUGUUGGGAUAUGGAUGUGGAACCUUAGUCGGAUUGUUGUUGGGAUAUUUCAUGUUGUCAACAGGUUGGCCAAAGUGGUUGAAUGCAAUUGUUGAUGAAAUAGAGCAAAUGAUCCAGAGAAGGCAAAACAACAGAAGAUAA
This is a messenger RNA of Cynara cardunculus var. scolymus (artichoke), 1746 nucleotides long. RefSeq names its product receptor-like protein 36. The record is from RefSeq and is a predicted model, not a curated record. The transcript has a single exon. Gene Ontology annotation, molecular function: protein binding. Lineage: Eukaryota; Viridiplantae; Streptophyta; Magnoliopsida; Asterales; Asteraceae. The coding region runs from base 1 to 1746 and encodes 581 amino acids.